AUGGCGGAGAGCGGCGCUGGGAAGCGGCGCAAGGAGACGCAGACUCUGGAGGGGAAGGUGGAGUGGCGGCGCUGGACUCAGGAGAGGAAAGCAGAGAAGAAAAAAUGGAGGGAGAAGAAAUUGCUGAAGAAGCUGGAAAAGCAGCGGAUGCGGGACCUGGCAGAGAAACAAGCGGAGAAACAAGCGGAGAAGCAAGAGAAGAAGAAGGAUAAAGGACCCCCCCCAACGCUGAGCGUGGCCCUGCCGGGCUCCAUCCUGAACAAUGCCCAGUCCCUGGAGCUCCGCACCUACCUGGCAGGGCAGAUCGCCCGGGCCUGUGCCAUCUUCUGUGUGGAUGAGAUCGUGGUGUUCGACGAGGAUGGAGAGGGGGCGAAGACCGUAGAAGGGGACUUCAAAGGCAUUGGGAGGAGAGGCAAAGCCUGCGUGCAGCUGGCUCGGAUCCUGCAGUACCUGGAGUGCCCUCAGUACUUGAGGAAAUCCUUCUUUCCCAAGCAUGAGGAUCUGCAGUUUGCAGGGCUCCUCAACCCCCUGGACACUCCCCACCACAUGCGGCUGGAGGAGGAGUCCCCAUACCGUGAGGGAGUGGUGCUGGACAGGCCAAGCAAAUCCGAGAGAGGCUCCUUUGUGAACUGUGGGAUGAGGAAGGAGGUACAGAUCGACAGGCAGCUGAGCCCUGGCCUGCGAGUCACAGUGCAGCUGGAGCCUGAGCAGCCAGAAUGCAAAGUGCGGAAAGGCUCCGUGGUGUCCUCGCAGCAGCCCCGAACAGCCUUGGGGCUCUACUGGGGUUACAGUGUCCGCCUGGCCUCCUGCCUGAGUGCUGUCUUCUCAGAGUGCCCCUUCAAGGAGGGCUACGACCUCUCCAUUGGCACCUCUGAGCGGGGCAACCGUGUGGACCAGGCCACUCUGCCCUCCUUCAGGCAUGCCCUCGUUGUCUUUGGAGGUCUUGAGGGCUUGGAAGCUGGGGUUGAUGUGGACCCAAACCUACAGGUCACUGACCCAAGCCUCCUGUUUGACUUCUACCUGAACACUUGUCCCAGCCAGGGCAGCAGAACCAUCCGGACAGAGGAGGCCCUGCUGAUCUCCCUGUCUGCACUGAGACCACACCUUGAGGAGGCUGUGAGGAUGCCCCGGGGACAGCUGAGGGAAAGACCUCAAUGACCUGCAACCCCCAGUGCUGGGCAAGUCACCAAGACACAGCAGGG
Messenger RNA from Indicator indicator, 1202 nucleotides. RefSeq names its product SPOUT domain containing methyltransferase 1 (gene SPOUT1). Gene Ontology annotation, cellular component: mitotic spindle; kinetochore; spindle pole centrosome. The record is from RefSeq and is a predicted model, not a curated record. Gene Ontology annotation, biological process: miRNA processing; maintenance of centrosome location. Bases 1 to 1158 code for a protein of 385 amino acids. The transcript has 12 exons. Gene Ontology annotation, molecular function: miRNA binding. Lineage: Eukaryota; Metazoa; Chordata; Aves; Piciformes; Indicatoridae.